UUCUCCACCUCUAAAAAUUACUUCGUUGCAAUUGCACUUCAAUCUUCGCUCAGAAUUAAACCAGAAAUAAACCCGUAAUCGCAGACAGAGGAACUAAAACGACUCCCCCGACUCACAAGAAAGUACAGUAGAACACCGGGAAAAUGGAGAAAGCAGGCCUUUUGGCCGUUUUGGCAGUUUUCUGCGCCUUCGGCUUCUUUGCCGCUGCCACGCCCAUUGGGGGCGAUCAAAAGCUGCUGGGAUCCAGCAAGUGCACCUGGGGACCUUCGUAUUGGUGCGGAAAUUUCAGCAACUCGAAGGAAUGUCGCGCCACCCGCCAUUGCAUCCAAACCGUUUGGGAGACCCAACAGGUGCCCGUGGACACGGACUCGAUCUGCCAGAUCUGCAAGGAUAUGGUCACCCAGGCCAGGGAUCAGCUGAAGAGCAACGAGACGGAGGAGGAGCUCAAGGAGGUCUUCGAGGGCUCCUGCAAGCUCAUUCCGAUCAAGCCCAUCCAAAAGGAGUGCAUCAAGGUGGCCGAUGACUUCCUGCCCGAGUUGGUCGAGGCCCUGGCCUCCCAAAUGAACCCAGAUCAAGUUUGCUCGGUGGCCGGACUUUGCAACAGUGCCCGCAUCGAUGAAAUGUUCAAGGCUGGCAUUCAAUCGGGUCUGGAUGGAACCGCCCAGGAUGAAGACGACAGCUCCGAAGAGAAAGAGUUAACCUGGCAGCCCAAUCAGCUGUCCUGCGGCAACUGCAACCUGCUCUCCCGCAUGAUGCACUCCAAAUUCGCGGCCACCGAUCGCGAUGACAUGGUGGAGACGAUGCUGCAUAUGUGCGGCUCCCUGUCGAGCUUCUCCGACGCCUGUGCCAACAUUGUGCUGACCUACUUCAACGAUAUCUACGACCAUGUCAGCAAGCACCUGACCACGGAUGCCGUGUGCCAUGUUUCGGGCGUUUGCGCCUCAAGGUAUCACCAGCACGAGGAGGACAAGCUGCAGCCGCAAGGAGAGCUGGUGGCCCUCGAUGCCGGCGAUGAUAUUCCCUGCGAGCUGUGCGAACAGCUGGUGAAGCACCUGCGUGACGUCCUGGUGGCCAACACCACGGAGACGGAGUUCAAGCAGGUGAUGGAGGGAUUCUGCAAGCAGUCGAAGGGAUUCAAGGACGAGUGCCUGAGCAUCGUGGACCAGUACUACCAUGUGAUCUACGAGACGCUGGUCAACAAGCUGGAUGCCAAUGGAGCCUGCUGCAUGAUUGGCAUUUGCCAGAAGAACUCGGCCGCGAAGGAUGUGCCCAUUAUGCCGCUGCUGCCUGUUCUUGAGCCCGCCCAGGUGAAGAUCACCAUCGAGAGGCUGGAGAAGAAGCACGAGAAGAAGCAGCUCGGAGCCAGCGAGCCCAAGUUUAGCCAGCAGGAGAUCCUCGACAUGCAGCUGCCCAUCGAUCGCUUAAUGGGAGCCGCCAGGCCCUUGGAAUUGGUGGAGGGCGGCGAGCUGUGCACCAUCUGCGAGUACUUGCUGCAUUUUAUUCAGGAGACUUUGGCCACCCCGGCCACCGAUGACCAGAUCAAGCACACCGUGGAGAACGUCUGCAGCAAACUGCCGUCGGGAGUCGCCGGUCAGUGCCGCAACUUUGUGGAGAUGUACGGCGAUGCUGUGAUUGCUCUGCUGGUCCAGGGACUGAAUCCCCGCUCCGUGUGCCCCUACAUGCAGAUGUGCCCCAAGAAUCUGCCCAAGCAGGACGACGUCGAGGUGUUCCACCCGGUGCCGGUCAGCGACGAGCAGGAUUCACCCACCUGCCCGCUCUGCUUGUUUGCCGUCGAGCAGGCGCAGAUGAAGAUCCGCGACAACAAGUCCAAGGACAACAUCCGGCGGGUUCUAGACGGCCUCUGCACCCACCUGCCCGACAAGCUGAAGGACGAGUGCGUGGACUUUGUGAACACCUAUUCCAACGAGCUGGUCGACAUGCUGAUCACGGACUUCAAGCCCCAGGAGAUUUGCGUUCAGCUGAAGCUCUGCGCCAAGUCAACCGAUGCCCUCGGCGAUUUGGGCAUUUCGCUGGAGGACGAUGUGGAUGGCGAGGACAAGUCGAGCAGCGAGGAGAUCAGCUCGAAUGAUAUUGAGUCCCUGGAGGAACUGCCGCCUCAGCUGGCCUUUGACGAGGGAUUCAACGCCGCUCCCAAUUGCCUGAUCUGCGAGGAGUUGGUCAAGGAGCUGGAGAAGCGCGUGGGCAAGCACCCCACCAGGGCGAGCAUCAAGCUGAUCCUGGAGCAGUCUUGCGACAAGAUGAGGAAGCCGUUGGCCGGCAAGUGCCACAAGGUGAUCGACAAGUACGGCGACCAGAUUGCCGAUCUGCUGCUCAAGGAAAUGGACCCCAAGCUGAUCUGCACGGAGCUGGGCAUGUGCAUCCUGGCCGAUGUGGGAGAUCUUGAAGUGGAUGAGGCUCUGAAGUACGACGUGAUUGCCCUGCCCCGCAAGGACAACCAGCUGUCCACCAUCAAGGAGCCGCCCACCUGCGUGCUUUGCGAGUUUGUCAUGACCAAACUGGAGGCCGAUCUGAAGAACAAGACCGAGCAGGAUGAUAUUAAGCGAGCAAUUGAGGCCAUAUGCAACCGCCUGCCUUCCACUGUUCGCAAGCAGUGCGAUGCCUUCGUAGAUGGUUAUGCCGCCGCCGUUCUUAAACUGCUGAGCGAUGUGCCGCCCAAGGAGGUGUGCCAGAAGCUGCAGCUGUGCUUCAGCCUGGCCGUCACCGAUGAGGUGGUCGAGUGCGGCGUGUGCCACGGCGUCACCCAGGCUCUGUUGCCCUUCCUGCGCGAGCAGAAGGAUGAGGAAGUGACUGCCCUGCAAAUGACAUCGCUGGCCUGCGAGAACUUGCCAGCCAAGUACUACAAGAUUUGCUCUGAGAUGAUCUCCAUCUAUGGCAACAGUAUCAAGAACCUGGCCAAGCGAUCCUAUGUGAAUCAGUCGCAUAUCUGCGCCGAAAUUGGCAAGUGCUUCGAUAGCGAGAAGUCUUCGCUGGCCUUUGCCAGAAUUUCAGCCUAAGCGAUGCGUUGUGAUGUCCGAAAAAUAGAAGAAGGAGGGAGCCGAUCCCACGCUUUAUAUAUGCAUAUAUCUUUACAUCUAUCUGUUUACAUUCUAUAACGAUUUAUUGUAAAUGAAACAUAUUUACUUACUUUCCGUUACCCGUACCCCUGGUUUUUGGCUCUAAAUUUGUUAGGAGAAUUUGUGAUGAAACUGAUUUUAUAACGCACUCAAAAAACCCGGCUGAAAGAUAAAGUAAAACUUAACUAAAACUAAAACUUACUACGAAUUAGCGAAAUCCACAAGCCACUAACUUUGUAUCGAUAUCCCCGAUCUGUCCGAAGUCAGCUGAGCAGUGUGUCUAGUUUAAGAUAUCAAAGAAAACUGUGUAAAAUACGAACAUUGAUCUUAUAAAUCAUAAAGAAAACUAAAACAAA
This is a messenger RNA of Drosophila takahashii, 3430 nucleotides long. It is a transcript of the gene Sap-r, whose product is annotated as prosaposin. Gene Ontology annotation, biological process: sphingolipid metabolic process. NCBI's taxonomy places the organism in Eukaryota, Metazoa, Arthropoda, Insecta, Diptera, Drosophilidae. Gene Ontology annotation, cellular component: lysosome. The record is from RefSeq and is a predicted model, not a curated record.